AUGCCCCGACCCUCCGCCCUCCCCCUCUCCCUCGUGCUCUCCCUCGCAGGGGCCUACGUUAUUGCGCAGGAGGCACCAGCUCCACCAACUUUCAACUGGACGAGCGUGAAGGCCUGCAGUGAGCUUAAGUGGAAGCCAUGCUACCUCCCCAACUUUGAGUGUGCGCGUCUGAACGUGCCGCUUGACUACUCCGCGCCUGACAAGGGCCCCGUCGCUAUCGCGAUGACCCGCUUCCGCUCCACUGCCGACGCCUCUGCCUAUCGCGGCCCCAUCCUGCUGAACCCGGGUGGGCCCGGCGGCAGUGGUGUUGAGUGGGUGCUGCAAGUGGGGCCCCAGAUCGCAAAGGUGGCCGGGCCAGAGUUUGACAUUGUUGGCUUCGACCCCCGUGGUGUCAGUCUUUCCGAGCCAACUGUUUCCUGGUUCGAUAACGACGCGGAGCGCGUUGCUUGGAUCCCGCCUGCCACCAACGCCGUCUAUCACUCUGUCAACGCUUCCGCUGACGCGCUUGCUCGCUUCGCCGCGCGCACCCAGAUCCAGGCCCAACUGGCAGUCGCGCGGGAUACCAAGAACACACUUCAACACGUGACGACAGACAACACCGCGCGGGAUAUGCUCACGAUCACGGAGAAGUUUGGAUUUGAGAAGCUGCAGUUCUACGGCAUCUCGUACGGUACCGUGCUCGGGGCGACAUUUGCGUCGAUGUUCCCCGACAAAGUUGGUCGCAUUGCCAUCGACGGUGUUGUCCCCAUGGACGAGUACUACUCUGGCAAGUUUUUUUUCCUUGCAGCACUUCAAUUGCUCAUUUUCCUUGGGCUUCCAGCGCAAAUGACCAACGCAGUACUAGACGCCGACAAGGCCCUCGAUGCCUUCGCCUCAUCGUGUUUCGAGGCCGGCCCAGAAGCGUGCGCCUUCCACAACAACGCGUCGUCGGCAUCAGCGAUCUCCGACGCCAUCACUGCCCUCUUCACCUCUGUUCAGACCAACCCAGUCGCGGCCUUUGCUGCCCCCGCCGCCGGCGCGUAUGGUAUCGUCGACUACUCCUUCCUCAAGAACGUUUUCUUCCAAAUCCUCUACCGCCCCUACGACCUCUUCCCCGUGCUCGCCGCCGGCCUCGCGAAUCUUGCCGCUGGCAACGCAUCGACGAUCUACGCUGGGGCGAUGCAGGGCGUUCAGCCGUUCACGUGCUCUGCUGACGCUGCCCCGCAGCCACACAGCUUCGAGAGCUUUGUCAGCAUCAUCUGCAACGACGCCGCGGCGCUCAACGACACGCUGCCCGAGCUCGAGGAGAACUACAAGGCGGGUGAGCGCAGCUCGCGCAACUUCGGCGACCUCAUCGCGAACUGGCGUAUGUUGUGCGCCCCUUGGAAGGUGCACCGCGAGGGCCGCUUUUCCGGGCCGUUCGGCGCGGAGAAGACCGCCACGCCCCUGCUCGUCAUCGGCAACACGGCCGACCACGUCACACCGCUCGCGGGUGCUGCCAAGACCGUCAGCUUCUUCCCGGGGUCGGCGCUCCUGACCUACGAUGCUGUCGGGCACACCUCGACUAUCGCCCCGUCGAACUGCGUGUACGGCGUGCUCGGCGCGUACUUCCGCGACGGGACGCUCCCCCCGAAGGACACCGUGUGCCAGCCGGAUGUCAAGCUCUUCGGUCCCCCGCCCACUGAGCCGGCCCCGCCUGCCGCUUCUGGGGAGGCACGUCGUGAGGUCACCCGCCGGGGCCUCGGAGCCGGCAUCACGGGCAUGUGGGGCACGCGCUUCACGCUGUGA
Messenger RNA from Mycena indigotica, 1767 nucleotides. RefSeq lists its product as uncharacterized. The coding region runs from base 1 to 1767 and encodes 588 amino acids. The transcript is spliced from 3 exons. Lineage: Eukaryota; Fungi; Basidiomycota; Agaricomycetes; Agaricales; Mycenaceae. The record is from RefSeq and is a predicted model, not a curated record.